Rhincodon typus (whale shark) is the source of this 1068-nucleotide messenger RNA. RefSeq names its product serine protease 52-like. Gene Ontology annotation, molecular function: serine-type endopeptidase activity. The record is from RefSeq and is a predicted model, not a curated record. Gene Ontology annotation, biological process: proteolysis. The transcript is spliced from 5 exons. The coding region runs from base 1 to 1068 and encodes 355 amino acids. NCBI's taxonomy places the organism in Eukaryota, Metazoa, Chordata, Chondrichthyes, Orectolobiformes, Rhincodontidae.
AUGCUGGAUGUGGGCACAUUUGCAACGUCUAAAAGACAUUUAGAACAGUACAUGAACCGAAAAGGAUGCGGUGUGCCAAACAUAAAAUAUGAAAACAAUUUUGCCAGAGAGAUACGCCCUGGAGAGUUCCCAUGGCAAGUCCAAUUGCAGUUUAACUGGAGGUAUCUGUGCGGUGGUGUUAUUCUGAACAGAUGGUGGGUUUUGACAACAGCACAUUGUGUUUUCAUGUUCUCCAGUGAACUCUACCCGAAUCUGGUCGUCAUUGCUGGGACACUUCAGCAGGAUGACAUGCAAAUCAUUUAUAACGUUCGCAAAAUCAUUUUGCACAGAUAUUUUGUGUACGAUCUGUUUAGGGUUAAAAUCCCAGACCAUGAUAUUGCUCUUGUUCUGGUGCGAGAACCGUUUAUAUUCAACAACCUGGUGUCACCCAUCUGUUUUCCGGACGACCAGCACCUUGAUAUGGACACGGUAGAAAAUUGCUGGGUUACUGGAUGGCAACUGAAAAGUUUAGCUCAAGGUCCCAUGCCUCCAAUUUACCACAUGGUAAAGCAGAAUGUAGGGCAUCAGAGGCUUGCAAUCUGUGAAAAGUUCUACCCUGAGAACCUGAGGAAAAAUCUGAUUUGCGUGACGAACUGGGACAAGAAACAGUCUCUCUGCAUGGGAGGCUAUGGAGCCCCACUUGAAUGCCAGGACAAGCGCACAAAGAUUUGGAUCAUAGCUGGGGCUGCGAGCUUCUGCAAACAAUCGUGUAACUACACCGCCCUGUUCACUAGGUACUCCCACUACCUGAACUGGGUGGAAACACGCACCCUGCUGGCCGGGAAGCCCUUCUUUCCUGUCCAAAUGCCCCCGAAGCCCACCCUAUCCUGCAAGAAAAUCAGGCACUCGGUUAACAGGAACGCGAGAAGGAAAUCAGCGGGAAGGUGGGAACGGAGACGCAAGUGGAAAAAGCAGCGACACCGCAAGGUCGUCUUUGGAAGCAACUUGUCAAAUUCGCAGUGGGACCCCGGGCAAGUCCUCCCCUGCCUUGCACUAGUGCCGCUGCUGCUAGGCACAAAACUAAACUGA